AUGUGUGAUAAUCAAACCAAUAUAAAACUUAAUGCAAAUGCACAAAUUGAAGUGAUACCAUGCAAAAUUUGUGGUGAUAAAUCCUCUGGAAUACACUAUGGAGUCAUCACAUGUGAAGGCUGCAAGGGAUUCUUUCGGAGGAGUCAGCAGAACAAUGCAUCCUAUUCCUGUCCAAGACAGAGAAACUGUUUAAUUGAUAGAACCAACAGAAAUCGUUGCCAACACUGCCGACUGCAGAAAUGUCUUGCCCUGGGAAUGUCUCGAGAUGCUGUGAAAUUUGGAAGAAUGUCCAAAAAGCAGAGGGAUAGCUUGUAUGCUGAAGUGCAGAAGCACCAGCAGCGACUGCAGGAGCAGCGGCAGCAGCAGAGUGGUGAGGCAGAAGCUCUCGCCAGGGUUUACAGCAACAGCAUCAGCAAUGGCUUGAACAGUCUGAAUAACGAAACUGGCAGCACCUACUCCAACGGGCACGUCAUCGAUCUGCCGAAGUCUGAGGGCUAUUACAACGUGGAUUCUGCCCAGCCCUCCCCAGACCAGUCUGGGUUAGACAUGACUGGAAUCAAACAGAUAAAACAGGAACCUAUCUAUGACCUCACUUCUGUACCAAACUUGUUUACCUAUAGCUCUUUCAACAAUGGGCAAUUAGCUCCAGGGAUAUCCAUGAGUGAAAUCGAUCGAAUUGCACAGAAUAUCAUUAAGUCUCAUUUGGAGACAUGUCAAUAUACAGUGGAGGAAUUACAUCAGCUAGCGUGGCAGACCCACACAUAUGAAGAAAUAAAGGUUUACCAGAGCAAGACAAGAGAAGCUCUGUGGCAGCAGUGCGCCAUUCAGAUCACCCAUGCUAUCCAGUAUGUGGUGGAGUUUGCAAAGCGCAUAACAGGCUUCAUGGAGCUCUGCCAGAAUGACCAAAUUCUCCUUCUUAAGUCAGGCUGCUUGGAAGUGGUUUUGGUCAGAAUGUGCCGUGCCUUCAACCCACUUAACAAUACUGUUCUGUUUGAAGGAAAGUAUGGAGGGAUGCAAAUGUUUAAAGCUUUGGGUUCUGAUGAUCUGGUAAAUGAAGCGUUUGACUUUGCAAAGAAUUUAUGUUCCUUACAGCUGACUGAGGAGGAGAUUGCCUUGUUCUCAUCUGCUGUUCUGAUAUCACCAGAUCGAGCCUGGUUAAUAGAGCCCAGGAAAGUCCAGAAGCUUCAGGAAAAGAUUUACUUUGCACUUCAACAUGUUAUUCAGAAGAACCACCUCGAUGAGGAGACAUUGACAAAGUUAAUAGCCAAGAUACCAACAAUUACUGCACUUUGCAACUUGCAUGGAGAGAAACUGCAGGUAUUUAAGCAAUCUCAUCCAGACAUAGUGAACACAUUGUUUCCUCCAUUAUACAAGGAGCUUUUCAAUCCAGAUUCUACCACUGGCUGCAAGUGA
This is a messenger RNA of Vidua macroura (Pin-tailed whydah), 1413 nucleotides long. RefSeq names its product RAR related orphan receptor B (gene RORB). Gene Ontology annotation, cellular component: nucleus. Gene Ontology annotation, biological process: regulation of transcription by RNA polymerase II. NCBI's taxonomy places the organism in Eukaryota, Metazoa, Chordata, Aves, Passeriformes, Viduidae. Bases 1 to 1413 code for a protein of 470 amino acids. Gene Ontology annotation, molecular function: RNA polymerase II cis-regulatory region sequence-specific DNA binding; nuclear receptor activity; zinc ion binding. The record is from RefSeq and is a predicted model, not a curated record. The transcript has 10 exons.